AUGUCUUCCCCUGGCCUGAAGGCACUCUUGUCCUCCAAGCCUCCCCUAGAGCAGUGUUUGGCCAGCUAGAGCAGGGCUGCUUACCCAUUGCUGCUCCCGAGAGCUCAGGACUGGCCCCAGACCCCUGGCAUCUGGGGCAGAAGCAACAUCAAAGCAGGGAUUGGCCAACUCCCACCCCUAAUGCCAAACAGGCCAAGCACUGAGAGCACUCGGAGGCGUGACAAAUCUCAGCCUGUCUCCAGCUAGUGUUCCCUGGCCAGUCCAUUUUGGGCCUUGCCUCACAAUGAUGGGCUCAUCAUUCAGCCUCGCUCAUCUGCUCAUCAUUUCAGGACUGCUCUGUUACUCAGCAGGCUGCUUGGCCCUUCCUGGCCUGGAUCAGAAGAAGCGUGCUGGCCACAAAGCAUGCUGCCUGCUGAUGCCCCCUCCACCACCGCUGUUCCCACCACCAUUCUUCAGAGGUGGUCGAAGUCCGCUUCUCUCCCCAGACAUGAAGAAUCUCAUCCUGGAACUGGAGACCUCGCAGUCUCCGUGCAUGCAAGGCUCACUAGGCUCCCCUGGACCUCCCGGUCCCCAGGGUCCACCGGGGCUUCCUGGCAAGACAGGACCAAAGGGAGAAAAGGGGGAGCUUGGCCGACCAGGAAGGAAGGGUAGACCUGGCCCCCCAGGUGUUCCUGGCAUGCCUGGGCCCAUCGGUUGGCCGGGCCCUGAAGGACCUAGGGGUGAAAAAGGUGACCUGGGUAUGAUGGGCUUGCCAGGAUCAAGAGGACCAAUGGGCUCCAAGGGCUAUCCUGGAUCCAGAGGGGAAAAGGGAUCCAGAGGUGAAAAGGGUGACUUGGGUCCCAAAGGAGAAAAGGGUUUCCCGGGAUUUCCUGGAAUGUUGGGGCAGAAAGGUGAAAUGGGUCCAAAGGGUGAACCUGGGAUAGCAGGACACCGAGGACCCACAGGAAGACCAGGAAAACGAGGCAAGCAGGGACAGAAAGGGGAUAGUGGAGUCAUGGGCCCACCCGGCAAGCCUGGGCCUUCUGGUCAACCUGGCCGUCCAGGCUCCCCAGGGCCCCCAGGCCCCCCAUCUGCAGGACAACUUAUAAUGGGACCCAAAGGGGAAAGAGGAUUUCCCGGGCCUCCAGGAAGAUGUCUUUGUGGACCCCCUAUGAAUGUGAAUAACCCUUCCUACGGGGAAUCCGUAUAUGGGCCCAGUUCCCCGCGAGUUCCUGUGAUUUUUGUGGUCAACAACCAGGAGGAGCUAGAGAGGCUGAACACCCAAAACGCCAUUGCCUUCCGCAGAGACCAGAGAUCUCUCUACUUCAAGGACAGCCUUGGCUGGCUCCCCAUCCAGCUGACCCCUCUCUACCCUGUGGAUUACACUGUAGACCAGCGCAGCACCUGCGGAGAUGGGUUCCUGCAGCCUGGGGAGGAGUGUGACGACGGUAACAACGAUGUGGGUGACGACUGCAUCAGCUGUCACCGUGCCUACUGUGGAGACGGUCACCGGCAUGAGGGUGUGGAGGACUGUGAUGGCUCUGACUUUGGCUACCUGACGUGCGAGACCUAUCUCCCUGGGUCAUACGGAGAGCUGCGAUGCACACAGUACUGCUACAUCGACUCCACGCCCUGCCGCUACUUCACCUGAGGCUGCGAGGAGGAGGUGGGCUGCGCCCCACAGAGCUGGCAGCAGCUUCUCACCGUCAUCAAACUGGCCAUGCACUGUCCUGGCCCCGUCUCCACCAAUCUUUGUGUGACAAAAACAAGGACAAAUUCCUGCUACUAGGACGUGCUGUUAACUCAGUGUGAUGAAGAAUUUAGGACCACUGCAUCCUGUCUUAAUCCAAAGUACCGGAAAACCUUCCGCAUGCCCAACCUGAGAAUGGUUCCCCAUCACUGCCAAACAACCGGUUACAAUGCUCUUCCUCUUCUGGAAUGUUGCUGACCCAGGCUGCCAACAUGGCUGAGCACUGUGAGACACACAUAGACCUGCGGGGCUGUUUUGGUAUGUUUGGAUCUCACUGGGGAAUCUGGAGUACAGGCCUCUCCGCCCCCCGGCCUCUGAAAGGAGCAGGCAUUCUCACUCAGCCUGGGCAGCCAGCUCUCGGAGCUCUCAGGGCCUGUGGACCACUAAGCAGGGAAGUGGGCACGUUCUCUCGGUGUGGCUCACAGCCUUGAACCUGCCACAGGACCCCGUGACUGGCCACAGCCCAGCCCAGCCUGAUGUGGAUGUGGCUGCCCAGGAAGAGACUUAACUGUGAAAAAGUACUGAGAACCCACCUGACCCAAGCUUCCCCCAAGCAGAGGCUAGAGCCUCCUCUUCUCAGUGUUUCCCAAAGGGGUGGCUCUUGUGGUUUCAAAAUCUCCGGCACCAUCCUGACCUCUUGGCUUCCUCUCUACUUUGGCCCCUGUCUCUCAAAUGUCCCUCAUGUCCAUUUCCUGUCCAGGAGACUCACGAGGACUGUGUGACCUGCACUAGCCCACACCUGGGCAAGCUCUUGGUGUCUCCUUGGUCUUUAGACAGAUACUGUCCUGGGUCCCCCAUCUAGGGCCCACUGUGAGUGCUGUCUCCAGGCGGAGCGUUCCUGGCUGGAGCGCUACCUCCUUGCCUCCUGCUGACCCCCGACAGUACCUUGUGGCCCUCCGUUUGUGUCUGCAUAUUGCAUAGCCUUGUCCUCCUGUGUGCCUGAGCUGCUCCCUUUUCGAUAAGAUUAUUAGUCCUGCAUGUCUGUGAGCUGCCUUUCAUCACCCUUUUUCUGGAGUAGGGCUUAGUUUUAUUUUGGAAAGACAUCUCCAAGGUGAGGUCCACUCCCACAGCAGACCUCAAGUGGAAUUUGCCCAUUUGUUACCAGCUGGAGGGAUACCCCUGGGUUUUGGUAUGAAGCUAUUUAAUGAGCCUGAGUCUUGGGGACUCAGCAGGCUGGAGCUUGGGACCCGGUGAACCAUCACCUGGUGUCUGUAGGUGAACCCUGUCUCCCACAGGUGACAUCGACCCGAGAAUGGUGUCUUUAGAGGCAGGCACAUGGUCAGCCUUGUCCCCUUCACCUUUACUGUGAGGCCCAGGGAGAUGUGGUUUUCAUGCUGCUUCCACCAUCACACUGGGGUUUCCGGAUGGGAAAUAAAAAAAUAAAGGCAGUUCAUUUCCC
Molecule: messenger RNA, 3128 nt
Organism: Saimiri boliviensis boliviensis (Bolivian squirrel monkey)
Lineage: Eukaryota; Metazoa; Chordata; Mammalia; Primates; Cebidae
Gene: COLQ
Product: collagen like tail subunit of asymmetric acetylcholinesterase
Biological process (GO): extracellular matrix organization
Molecular function (GO): extracellular matrix structural constituent conferring tensile strength
Source: RefSeq, a predicted model, not a curated record